Clonostachys solani is the source of this 840-nucleotide messenger RNA. NCBI's taxonomy places the organism in Eukaryota, Fungi, Ascomycota, Sordariomycetes, Hypocreales, Bionectriaceae. The record is from the annotation of a GenBank genome assembly.
AUGCAUACUCAACUUCGAGCUGACGAUGAUGGAGGCUUCAAGUUGUACCACUAUACCCCUACUUUCGGUGGCGCCGUAGCUUUCGCUGCGUUCUUUGGCAUCGCGUCAGGCCGCCAUAUUCAGCUAUUGUUUAAGAAGAGGACUUGGUUUUUUAUACCUUUCAUUGUGGGUUGCCUGUUUGAGACGAUAGGUUACGCCGCGAGAGCCUACUCAUCGAAACAGACUCCGGAUUGGACUUUGAUGCCUUAUAUCAUCCAGAGCAUGCUGAUUCUCCUGGGCCCGGCGUUUUAUGCAGCAUCCAUCUAUAUGCUUUUAGGGCGACUUGUGGUGCUGAUUGAUGGGGAGCAGAAUUGUUUGAUUUCAACCAGGUGGCUUACAAAGCUCUUUCUGCUGGGAGAUGUUUUGUCGAUUUUUGGACAAGGUGGAGGUGGUGGGUUGCUUGCGGCCUCCAGCUCCCAAUCUAGUCAAGAUACGGGAAAUACCAUUAUCAUGCUAGGCCUGGGUAUUCAGCUCGUGUUUUUCGGCGGGUUCAUGAUCGUCACAGUACUGUUCCACAUUCGUAUGAACAGACGCCCGACGGUAAAAUCACGUGGGACACUCCUUCCAUGGAAGACGUUUCUGUAUAUCCUCUAUGCUGCAAGCAUGCUCAUCAUGGUGCGCUCAGUUUUUCGGCUGAUUGAGUAUGCCCAAGGCUACAGCGGGGCACUGCUCCAAAAGGAGAUUUAUGUUUACACUCUCGAUGCCUUCCUAAUGCUCCUUGUGUCGGCGAUCUUCGCUUGGUACCACCCAAAAUCGUUGUAUGUUCAUGGAUCUCAGGAGAGAUAUGACAUGGCCCAAGAA